Molecule: messenger RNA, 1605 nt
Organism: Chaetomium globosum CBS 148.51
Lineage: Eukaryota; Fungi; Ascomycota; Sordariomycetes; Sordariales; Chaetomiaceae
Product: AGC family protein serine/threonine kinase domain-containing protein
Exons: 2
Coding region: 1-1605 (534 amino acids)
Biological process (GO): protein phosphorylation
Molecular function (GO): ATP binding; protein serine/threonine kinase activity
Source: RefSeq, a predicted model, not a curated record
AUGCAUUCCAAGGCCACCCCCGCGCUCCAUACUGUGCGUGGCUUCAACGGAACUCCGACGGUUUCUGGCGACGAGGAUUCGGAUUACUGCCCUACUCCUCAGCCUGGCGACAAGAGCCGUGCCAGACGAGCCAAGAAGCCUCAUGCAAUCAACGAUGUUGUCAGUGCCAACUGCAGCCCGGUGAUCCGGCCGGCGGUCCCUCAGGGCGGCCUGAGCGGCAUCAGCAGGCUGCGGAUGCAGCUCCGCACACUGGACAUUUCGGCCAGUAAUGGGGGAAACUCGACGGCUGCCUCCUCGCGCACGACCUCUCUGACCUACAGUGAGAGUCUCCGCUCCCCUGAUGCUAGCGAUGUUACGGCGGCCAGCAGUGGCCGAGACAGUGGCUACAAGAGCCAAACCGAAAGCGGCAACAGCGAAGACGAGACUGCGUCGCAGGACAGCAGCCGCUACGAAAUUGAGCUGGAGAACGACUUUGAGAGCGAGGCCAAUAGCCGCACAGUUGAGAACGCUGCUCCUCCCCGCCGUAAGAUGACCGCGGACGACUUUGAGCAUCUUCGGUGCCUUGGAAAAGGAACCUACGGGACCGUUCUGUUGGUCAAGCACCGCGCGACUGGGCGGUUGUAUGCCCAAAAGCAGUUCAAGAAGGCCUCACUCGUCGUGCACAAGAAACUGGUCGAGCAAACCAAGACCGAACGCCAGAUCCUCGAGAGCGUCAAUCGGCACCCUUUCGUCGUCAAACUGUACUACGCGUUCCAGGACCAAGAGAAGCUGUACCUAAUUCUUGAGUACGGCCAGGGCGGCGAGCUUUUCACCCAUCUGAGUACGGAGCGGAUGUUCUCCGAGGAAACGGCCGCGUUCUACAUGGCCGAAAUGGUCCUCGCGCUGACCCACCUGCACGCGAACUUGGGGGUGGUAUACCGGGACCUCAAGCCCGAGAAUUGCCUCCUCGACGCCGAGGGCCACCUGCUCCUGACGGAUUUCGGACUUUCCAAAGUUGCGGUCGAUUCCGAUGCGUGUAACUCGAUGCUAGGCACCGUCGAGUACAUGGCGCCCGAGGUGAUCCAGGGCAAAAAGUACGGCAAGGCAGUCGACUGGUGGUCGCUCGGGGCGCUGGGGUUCGACCUUAUGACGGGACACCCCCCCUUCCGCGGCCCGAAUCAUGCCAAGAUCCAGGACAAUAUUGUGCGCCAGAAGUUGGCCCUGCCCUUCUUCCUCAGCGCCGACGCGAAGGACCUGCUCACACGCCUGCUCCGCAAGGACCCGGCCAAGCGCCUCGGAUCCAACAUGCCCAAGGAUCUGGCCACCAUCAAGAAGCAUCGUUUCUUCCGCAAGAUCGACUGGACUCGGCUCGCCACGCGCGAGCUGGAGCCGCCCAUCCAGCCGCUCAUCACGGACCCGGAGCUGGCCGAGAACUUCUCAUCCGAGUUCACCGAGCUCUGCCUCAGCCCGGUCGUGACCCGUUUCGCGGAGGCGGCUGGUGGUGGCAUCGGCAUCAGCAGCGGUAGCGGCAGGGAUGAGCUCGCUCAGGACGACCCGUUCGGCGGCUUCAGCUUUGUCGCGCCGAGCAGCCUGUUGGAAAGCCAUGGGUUCAGACUUCCAGCUUAG